Zychaea mexicana is the source of this 866-nucleotide messenger RNA. Its product is annotated as 40S ribosomal protein S3. The record is from RefSeq and is a predicted model, not a curated record. Gene Ontology annotation, cellular component: nucleus; cytosolic small ribosomal subunit. Gene Ontology annotation, molecular function: RNA binding; structural constituent of ribosome. Bases 44 to 784 code for a protein of 246 amino acids. Gene Ontology annotation, biological process: translation. The transcript is spliced from 5 exons. Lineage: Eukaryota; Fungi; Mucoromycota; Mucoromycetes; Mucorales; Lichtheimiaceae.
GAUUUUGCUGUAACUAAGAAACCCCCCUUUUCUACUGUCCAACAUGGCUGCUGCUGCCGCUCAGAUCUCUAAGAAGAGAAAGUUCGUCGCUGACGGUGUCUUCUAUGCUGAAUUGAACGAAUUCUUGACCCGCGAGUUGGCCGAGGAUGGCUACGCCGGUGUCGAAGUUCGCAACACGCCCGCACGCACUGAAAUCAUUAUCCGUGCCACUCACACCCAAAACGUCCUUGGUGAGAAGGGCCGCCGUAUCCGCGAGCUUACCACCUUGGUCCAGAAGCGUUUCCGUUUCGCUGAGAACGCCGUUGAACUGUACGCUGAGCGUGUCCAGAACCGUGGCUUGUGCGCCAUUGCCCAGGCCGAGUCCGUCAAGUACAAGUUGUUGAACGGUUUGGCUGUCCGCCGUGCCUGCUAUGGUGUCGUCCGCUUCGUCAUGGAGUCUGGCGCCAAGGGCUGUGAGGUCGUUGUCUCUGGUAAGCUCCGUGCUGCCCGUGCCAAGGCCAUGAAGUUCGGUGAUGGUUUCAUGAUCCACUCUGGUCAGCCCACCCGUGACUUCAUCGUCACUGCUGUCCGCCACGUCUUGUUGCGCCAGGGUGUCCUCGGUAUCAAGGUCAAGAUCAUGCUUGACAGCGAUCCCUCUGGUCGCCAGGGUCCCAAGAACCCUCUUCCUGAUGUUAUUACCAUCCUCGAGCCCAAGGAUGAGUCGUACAUCACUGAACCCGUCAGCCAAGACUUUGGCAGACCCGCUGAACCUGUUGCUGCCCCUGCUGAGGUAGAGGCUCAAUAAGUUUGUAAUAUUCAUCAUUCCACCGCCAUUAAAAAAGCAGUCUGAAUAAUGCACAAACACACAUAAUUUUUUUUUUACUUUA